GAUAAUCAGGAAGUACAAGAAAUGUCAAGUACAAAAUGCAGAAAGUGAAAGUUUCGUGUUCACAAGUGGUCGUUUUCCAUGGAUAACAUAGCUUAAUACGAAGAUAAUUGAUUUCAAAAACGUAUUUCAAAUUGACAUCCGUUAGCAUUCAGCAAUGCAGCUGGAGUUCAGCUGUUCAAAUAUUUUAUUUUGGAAAUUGGAAUUGCAUUUUGAGUGAAUGUAGAUUAUCUUAGUAGUUAGAAUUUAUAAUACUGUAAGUGAUAUUUAAGUUUGGUAGUUUAUAAAAACAAAUAAUGAUGACGAGUGGAUUUUAAAAAUAUUUUUCAAACUUACAACAUUUUUCUUUCUUUUUUCUUAAGAACUGUAGUGUAAUAAAAUGAAAGUACAUGGAGAAAUGAUGUUAAAUUCCAAACAAGUGAAACUAAGGCGGUCAAGAACACUAAAUCCAGAAUGGUUUCCAGAAAGUCCACCGACGCCGCUAGGAAUACAGAAGCAGCUGGGAUAUGACCAUUUACCGUGUGGAGUUGGGGAUGAAAAUUUGACGAUGCAAAGAGUGCCAGGACCCUCAUGUAAAGCACUGAAACAUGCUGUCUCAGCUCUGAGUCGUUUAGAUGACUUCAUCUCUGAAAAACUCGGAGAGGGUUUCUUUGCAGAAGUCUUUAAGGUAACCCACAGGACGACAGGCAAGGUUCAGGUGCUCAAAAUGAACAAGGUACAAGACAACCGCCCCAACGUUCUCCGCGAAGUGCAGCUCAUGAACAGACUUUCACACAAGAACAUCCUCAGGUUUCUGGGGGUAUGUGUUCACGAGGGCCAGCUCCAUGCUUUGACAGAGUUCAUCAAUGGUGGAGAUUUGGAACAGCUACUUGCUAGGAAGGAGGUUGAGCUGCCUUGGACAGUGAGGGUUAGCAUCGCCCACAACAUCGCCUCCGGCAUAGCCUACCUGCACUCUCGUGGAAUCAUGCACAGGGACCUUACUUCUAAGAAUGUGUUGAUUCGCAAAGAACAGGAGACCUAUACUGCUGUAGUUGGGGACUUCGGGUUGUCCGCAAAAAUCCCAGACCCAUUGCAGAAGAAGCAGCUAUCCACUGUGGGCUCACCAUUCUGGAUGGCGCCAGAGGUCAUUCUGGGCCAGUCAUACAACGAACUGGCUGAUGUGUUUUCCUAUGGUGUGAUAUGUUGUGAGAUCACAGCCAGGGUCUCAUCUGAUCCAGAUAUCCUACCUAGAUCUAACAACUUUGGUAUUGACUACAAGGCCUUCAGUGAGUUGGUGGAUUACUGUCCCUUGGACUUUCUCCGUAUGGCAUUCCGAUGCUGUCAGAUUGAACCAAAGAAGCGACCACCAUUUACCGAGACAGAGAUAUACACACAGCAGAUCUAUGAGAACUUGAAGAAUGACAACUGCUCAACCAACAGCCAUGAGCGAAGAAACUCCAUAGAUGGUUCAACCUACCAUAAGCGUUCACGAUCUGAAGACAACAUUCUUCAGGUAAACGAGGAUGAAUAUGAUGACGAAGCCUUUGAAAACGGGACUGAAGAUAUUGUCACAUGUACGCCAGUAUUAAUUGGAGAAGCUAUGAGCAGGGACGACCCGUUUUACCAGCCUUCGAUAUCUAACCCUUUUGCCGACAUGGCAGGAUUUCACAAAGGAUGCAAGAUGCUAGGGAAGUCGUUCGGAGAUGUAGACUCUGUGAUUUUUGAUCUUCCGUCUCCAUCCUCACCCACGACCCCUCCGUGUACACCCAAUCAGGGGGGGACAGCUCUAUCAACUAAACGACUGUCUGUACGACAGAAAAGCCAGUCUCUGCCAUCUUCUCCUGUCUUGUUACGCAAAGCAGCAGAGAGAAUGCAUCAGGAAUCGAUUCAUGGCUCAAAUAGUAAAAAGUCAUCUCUAAAUCCCAAUAGGUACUCUUUUUCCGCUUACAGCACACGUUCAAAAAGUGUUUUCUUCCCGGAGGCUGUCGCUCAGAGGUUGCAAUAUGAGAUGUUUGACACAGGAAGUCCUUAUAACGGCCGAUCCAGAGAGGGCUCAGUGGAGAAUGAUGCAAAUAGUAACAAUUCAAAAAUUUGUUGCACAAAUCGCCCGAGACGUUUUUCAAAUUUUGAAUCGCGAUCAAAUAAAAGAGUUGAGAGUGUGUCAUUGUGUAACAGCUUUGCGAACUCGCGACAAGAGUCAGUAGAUGAGUCGGGUGAUAAUAGUUUUGUAGAUACAAAUUAUUCGGUAUAUCCAUCGUUGACUUACGCCUCAGACAGUGCCAAAUGUGAUCAAAAGAUGCUGAUUUCUAACAGCAAUAAUAAUAACAAUGACUAUGAGUUACCAAGUCCUUCAGGAUCAAAAGUGUCAUUUGAUGAAACUAGAAGCUCAGUUUCCAGUGUCUCUGACAGUGAUUAUUAUGAUCCCUGGAAUAUGAAGAGGGAAACGUUAACAAAUACCGCUAUCAUUGAGGAGACCUCUUGUCCGCAUGGUGUAAUGGAGACAUCUGUCUAAGAAAUGCUGUGUGAUGUUUUGAUGGCAUAGAUAAUAUGUGUAUUCAGUAUGAUAGUAUCAGGAACCAAGGAUUAUCAAACAAAAGGGGGCUUUCUGUCAAUGUUUACUGAUAUUUAAAAGUGUCUGACUAAAAUUUGAAUAUCAUUAAAAAAUUGAUUUCACUUUAAUCUAAAAUUGCAUUUCCUGAUGGAUGGAAAUUAGGAUGUUUUAAGUUUCACUUUCACAAAAUGGUUCUCUUCCUGAUACUAAUUUAGAUGUACGCAUGUAUAUAUAUAGUUUGUUGUCUUUCUGAGUGAUUGUUGAAUAGUGAAGAAAUAUGUAAAACUUAAUUAUUAAAACAUAUUUUUAUAUUUUUGUAUAAUCAUAUUACAUUGAAUGGACUGAACUAUGUUUUUAUGCUCUAGUAAGCUGGUCUGUCAUUUUUAUUUAAAUAUAAUUUUAUUGUUCAAGUGGUUAUACUGGUCAAAUAAUGGUGCAAUUUAAUGAAAGUCUUGAUUUAGUAACUCUUUUUACACUAAUAACAUUCUAUUCUACUAUUUUUCUAUAAAACAUAAUCUUAAAAAUUGUUAUUAUUAAAGCUCCUUUUAAGCUUGUAUUGUUUUAAUUAAAAAAGUGGAGAUAUUUCUUAUAGCAUUGGUAUUGUUGUCGUAGUCGUGGUGCAAAACUAAAACCAUGAUCAUAACUGAAAAACAGUACAUAUAUAUAAUUAUGUAAAUGAAACUUGGAACACAUGUUGCUGUAGACAAUACACACAUGAAUAGCAGGCCUGUAAUUCUGGCUUAUCUAGUUAUGCCCAUUUCAGCCCACAGAUGAGUGGUGGCAUUUGCUCUGUGGGGCUCAUAUAAUAUUUGUCUUUGAUACUCCAUGCACCGGUAUAUGUAAUAUUUACUUUCAUAUACUGUAGAUUGCUUUCAUUUUGUGACUUUUUUUGGGGGGUGGGGGUGGGGGAUUUGGCCCAUUUCACAAUGUUUAAAAUUCAUAAUGCUGUUAAUAAAUCAUCUGACAAGAACACUUAAGCGAUAGGUUGCUAGGUAUUAAAUUGGCAUCCUGAUUCAUUAAAAAUUUGCAAUAGCAAGUUUUAGAUUAUACAAACGUUAAACCAAGCUUUAAAAUAAUAUUUUGUUAAAUUUUCUGAAAUGUAUUGAUUAUCAGGAAAUCAUCAUGUGACAUGUACAUUAGUUGAAUUGUAAGUAAAAUAUGUAACCUAUGAUAUUUGUAUAAAUUACUAUUCAGAAAUGAGAUGACCUUUUAUUUUUAUAUUAUAAGAAAGAUUUAGAAAAUCUGUGUACAUAUUCUUAGUUCUAUACUAAAGUCUUGUAUAAAUUGCAUUAUUGAUUAUAUCUAUUAUUCCAUAAUUAUUUCUUUGAAUUAAUUUAUUAAAUGAUUCGCAGUACAAAACAUUGCUCAAAUCAAUUCAGUAUAUUUAGUUAAGGCUUUGAUGUAGUUGGAAGAGUUAGUUUACUUGCAAACUUUCCUUAAAGAAGUUUCUUAUUCUAUGUCAUAAAGUGUUUUCUUUGUGUGUGAUAUAUAUUCUGUAUUUAAUGAAAAUUGUAUUAUGGCUAAGUAUAAAAGUCCCACUGUAUUCAUAUUCAUUUUUUAUUAAAAAUUGUAAAACAAAACAUUGAUCAUAUUUUUUCAACCUAUAUUUACUGCAGAUCUGACUUUAUACCAGAUCUGAUGAUUGUUGUAUAGUUGUCAACAUUGUAAAGAAAACUGUCAUUACCAGAUAGCUUGUCUUACCAGAUAGCUUGUCUCGGAGUGUUUUUUUAAGAAACAAAAUUGUGAUAUUCUCAUAGCCUUGGCAUCAGCGUCAACAUCGUUGAUUUGCGGAAAUUUACCAUAUGGAGGUAACUUUGUACAUGUGUUACAAUGUACAUAUAUGUAGCAAGACCCAUAACUCUGAACGUUUAGUUUCUUCCCUUGUUGACUAAAAAGAUUAGACAAGUGUUGACAUGUUGUGCUCUUGUUCUUCCAAAACUAUUAUAUUGUCUCAUUAAAAGGGUAAGCAACAGCAAGUCAUUAGUUGCAAUUACCAAAGAUGAUAAUGAACAUUACCUUAGAAUGAAUUUGGUGGUCAAUUACACCUCUCUCAUUCACACGAACGACUCAUUUUCCACCGGGUUACAUUUUACAUGUUUAUUGACUUAUAUCUACGAGUAUUUUUAAUACAAUUUGAGAACAUAAUUAUUUGUAUAUUUGUUUAAUUACAUUUGCUUGUUUGCUGUUUUUGUUACAUUUUGAUGCAAAGAAAAUGCCAUAAAUUGAUUAAUGUCUCGUUCAAAUGUUUUGUAAACAUACAUGUUUGUUUGUAUUAUGACAUCAGUUAGCAUAAAUGUGUGUAUAUAAAGUCUAAUUUUGACAGAAAACCAAAAGUCUAUUGAAUGUAAUAUGUACACAUCUAUUACGAAAGCGGUUGGUUUACUUUUUGUAUAUAUAAAGUCUAUUUUUCAAAGAAAUCAAAACCUAAUGCCAGACGGUUCCAACUUCUAUAUAUAUUUGAUUGUUACUCGGUACCAUUUGCAUCUGAACCUCUAUGACAAUAAUCAACACAGACAACAUGACUUUGUGUUGAAUUCUGGUAUCUCCUGUUAUAAAUCUAUUGCUAGAAGUUGGAAGUGUAUAAACAUUGUCUACCUCAUUGUCUUGCCUUAUCACUGUUUCUAUUCCCUGUUACUCUUCCUCACUCACACUUUUUCAUUGUGUACACCUGAUGCUUUUUUACUAAUGAAAAACCUUUAUAAUGUUUUAAAAUUAUUUUUUUUACACAAAGUAAAUGAAGUAGAUUUCUAAAAUGGUUGCACAGCAUGGUUUAUGUAAUAAAAUUAUAGGAAAUAUCACAAAUUUCUUUAAUAGUGCCUUAUUGGAAGAUAUUAGUAAAAUUAAAAUAGCUCAUUUGAGGUCUCAAACAUCUUAGUAUAUACAUCUUUAUAGUAUAUUUUUGUGAAACAAUGAAAAGAUAUGAGUAGUUAAGCUUUACAAAGCAAGUUCACCUCAUAAUCAGGGAACCAAUGUUCUUUGUACUGCCGUCAACUGGCAAUUUGGACUAGCACCUUGCAAUAACAUCACAUUUCUUUUCAUCGUAUUCAAAUUAGGGCAGCUUGGCAUCAUAUCAUUUAACAUGAUGCUGAAUGUCAUUUAACCAGUUAAUUGAUCAAUAAAGGGAUUACAUUUUGUCUAUAAAUAAUAGCACAUGGUUGAAUAAUCCAGUGGAUUGCUUUGGCCAUCUGACAAACAAUAGCUGACAAGUGUCCAGACAGAGCGAGGCUUCCACUCGUAUCAUGUCAGUCACAGCUGUCUUCAGCAAGCAACUUGGGUCCUCAUUUAUAAGACAUUCUUAAGACAAUAAUGUUGCUUUAUUGUAAAGAUACUUUUAACUUGUCAUUUUUUUCAUUAGGAAAUUGUUUUUGGCAUAUCACUGUAAUCGGACGUAGAUUCAGUAUAGCUUAAAACAUGGUCUGAAAUGCUACGUUUGGAUUUUGUUUUUAAAUAUUCAAUCUGGCCAUACUUGUUUAUAGGAAAAGUGAUAUUGCCAGGAUAUGUGCAAUAUCAUGAUAUUAACAUGUUUGCAGAUUUUCCAUAUACAUUUUGAUAUUAUAGUAAUAAGAAAAUAAGAAAUAGCAAAGUAUGAUUUUUGCAAGUCCAUGUAGGAUGGAAGUUGAAGCCUAAUUAAUUUGCCAAAACAGGAACAUGUGGAAAAUAAAUAUAUUAUUUCACUAGAAAGUUCAUAUUUUUAUAUUCUAUUUUGGAAAUUAAGUUUGUUCUUGUUAUUUUUGCUUUCUUUUAGAUCAGAAUAAAGAACAUAACUAUUUAUAAAUGAAGAUUGUCCUUAAAAUUGUUACUUCAAUCAGCAUCAUUUACAGUUCACAUACAUUUUCACUUUUCUUCAUUUUAUUAUUUUAUUUAUUUAUUCUUUAAAUAUUGCAAUCAAAAGUUUCAAGUUUCAAAAUUGCACUGAAUAAAUAAUAUUGAAUAAUAAGUAACUGAUGUUGCUGUAUGAAACCCCGUCGAUUUAUUAUUCUUGUUAGAUGGGAUGUAACUGUUAUGCACCUACUAAUGUUUUCCCAGGGCAAAGUUCUCCUUGGACAUUCACACCAUCAGUAAAUGUUCUUGUUUCUCUCCUGCACUGAUCCCUUAAAUUGCUUUGGAUGCCUGAUGCUUUAGGUAUACAACAUUAUGUGAUGUUAAACCUUACUCCAGUCUUAUUUUUAGUUUGGGGUCUGUCUCAGCUAUCCUGAUCAUUUGCUGUCUUAAGUUCCCCCAUGUGUCCACUGCCAUGUCUGAGGGACAAAACAUUGAACAUUGCAUAAGGGCUAUUCCAGUAAAACAUAAAGCCCCCAGGGGGAAGGCAAUUAUUUCAAUAGUAUAUGGGUGGGUGUCUUUUUUCGCUGAUUUUGACCCAAAGAGUUAAAUUGCUUCUGUAGGGGGUCGGUAUAAUUAAAAAGUGCCUUCCCCCCGGGGGGUUAUAUGUUUAAAUGGAAUAGCCCUAAUCAACUACAUGGAAAGUAUUAUAAAAAUCAAGUUUUAUAACCCCUGAAGAUGAGAAAUGUUAUAGCUGAUAUUCAUUUAUCCAGUAGAAGAGUAGAAGUUAACAUGUAUACUAUUUAAAGAUGAAGCUUGUUAAUAAUCAGGUAUUGUUGAAGUUUUGUACAUAUUGCAUAAACAACUAUACAACUAUAGUCACUGUUUGUUCAUUUGUAUGUGAUCUCGUUAUAAUUAUGUAGAUACAGGCAAACUGUUCUGCAAUAAAGUUACUAGUUACUCCA
Molecule: messenger RNA, 7251 nt
Organism: Mya arenaria
Lineage: Eukaryota; Metazoa; Mollusca; Bivalvia; Myida; Myidae
Product: dual specificity testis-specific protein kinase 2-like
Exons: 10
Coding region: 377-2488 (703 amino acids)
Biological process (GO): actin cytoskeleton organization; protein phosphorylation
Cellular component (GO): nucleus; cytoplasm
Molecular function (GO): ATP binding; protein serine/threonine kinase activity
Source: RefSeq, a predicted model, not a curated record